Hippocampus comes (tiger tail seahorse) is the source of this 1378-nucleotide messenger RNA. RefSeq names its product pelota mRNA surveillance and ribosome rescue factor (gene pelo). Gene Ontology annotation, cellular component: cytoplasm. The coding region runs from base 181 to 1338 and encodes 385 amino acids. The transcript is spliced from 13 exons. The record is from RefSeq and is a predicted model, not a curated record. Lineage: Eukaryota; Metazoa; Chordata; Actinopteri; Syngnathiformes; Syngnathidae. Gene Ontology annotation, biological process: nuclear-transcribed mRNA catabolic process, no-go decay; nuclear-transcribed mRNA catabolic process, non-stop decay; nonfunctional rRNA decay.
GUUGAGUCGAUGACGUCACACGCGGAGGCGACCACUUUUCAUUUUGUUUCUCUUCCUGUUCCAACUAAUUCAUUGUCAAGCUGACAGCGAGCCUUAAGAUCACCAUGAGGCCGUACGCUCAUAAGCCUUCGUGAAUCUACAGCAUUUUCUUUCGAAAAAGCGUGUGGAACAACAGCGACAAUGAAGCUGCUCCAUAGAGACAUUGAAAAAGAUAACGCCGGUCAGGUGACUCUGAUUCCCGAGGAAGCAGAAGAUAUGUGGCACACCUACAACCUGCUGCAACAGGGGGACAGUUUGAGAGCGUCCACCAUAAGAAAAGUACAGACAGAAUCCACUACCGGAAGCGUGGGCAGCUCCAGAGUGCGGACGACUUUGACGUUAUGCGUGGAGACCAUCGACUUUGACACACAGGCCUGCCAGCUCAGAGUCAAGGGCACCAACAUCGAGGAGAACCAGUAUGUCAAGAUGGGGGCGUACCACACUAUUGAGCUGGAGCUGAACCGGAAGUUCACACUUGCUAAAAAGAGCUGGGACAGCGUUGUGUUGGCCAGAAUCGACGAGGCGUGCGACCCCACGCAGAAGGCGGACGUGGCCGCGGUGGUGAUGCAGGAGGGUCUGGCCAACCUGGUGCUGGUGACCCCCGCCAUGACACUUCUGCGGGCCAAAGUGGAGCUCACCAUUCCUCGCAAGCGGAGGGGAAGCUGCACCCAGCAUGAAAAGGCUCUGGAAAGGUUCUACGAUGCUGUCAUGCAGGCCAUACUUCGACACGUUAAUUUUGAUGUGGUGAAAUGCAUCUUGGUAGCCAGUCCGGGUUUCGUAAAGGACCAGUUCAUGACAUAUCUCUUUAAAGAGGCUGUGCGACAGGACAACAAGGUGCUGCUGGAGAACCGACCAAAAUUCAUGAUGGUCCACUCGUCAUCCGGUCACAAGUACUCACUCAAAGAAAUCCUCUCAGACCCCACAGUGACAAACAGGCUGUCAGAUACCAAGGCUGCCGGAGAGGUGAAAGCCCUGGAGGACUUCUACAAGAUGCUCCAACAUGAACCUGAUAGAGCUUUUUAUGGACUCGCUCAUGUGGAACGGGCUGCCGACGCCCUUGCCGUUGACACUCUCCUGGUCAGCGAUAAGCUUUUCAGGCACCAGGACGUGCCCACCAGGGCGCGCUACGUUCGCCUGGUGGACAAAGUGAGAGACAGCGGCGGCAUUGUCAGAAUAUUCUCAAGCCUUCACGUCUCUGGUGAACAACUGACUCAACUGAGCGGAGUGGCGGCCAUCUUGCGGUUUCCCAUUGCCGACGUUUCGGAGGGCGAAGACGACAGCAGCUCAGAAGACGACUGAGUAGAAACAUAUGGCUCAUUAAAAAAAAAAAAAAAAAAAA